GCCGCGUCCCGGCUCGGAGCGGCCUUAACAUGGCUGCGGCGCCGGGGCUGCUGCUCGGGCCGCUCCGGCCGCUCCGGCCGCUCCCGCUGCUGCUGCUGCUGCUGUUGCUCGGCGCCCCCGGAUCGGAGGGCUCGGAGGGCUCGGCGGGCCGCGGCCGGCGCUUCUCCGAACUCAAAGUCUGCGCCGACGACGAGUGCAGCAUGUUAAUGUACCGGGGAGAGGCCCUGGAAGACUUCAUAGGCCCAGAUUGUCGUUUUGUGAACUUUAAAAAAGGUGAUUCAGUAUAUGUCUACUAUAAGCUGGCCGGGAUAGCGUCUGAAGUUUGGGCUGGAAGUGUCGGACAAGCUUUUGGAUACUUUCCCAAGGAUUUAAUCCAUAUUGUUUAUACAUAUACCCAAAAAGAGCUUCAAGUUCCAGCAGAUGAGACCGAUUUUGUCUGUUUCAAUGGGGGCAAAGAUGAUUUCAGCAACUAUGAUGUAGAAAAUCUUUUGGCAUAUAUGGAAUUGCCAGAGCCUGACAUUGGAGGUACUGAGGCCAUUACAAAGGAGGCUUCUUUGCAUGAGGAAAAUACCUCUGAGGUAGCUGAGCCUCUGCCUGAACCCGGGGCCUCCACUCCAGAGGACAGUGGGUCCGUCACCUCUGGCAGUGCCCAGGAGUGGCAGGACAGACCAGAACCCCCUGCAGAGCCUGCCCAGGGAGCACCACCUCUUCCCAAGUCCCUGGAAGCAAAGCUGCAGGACCGACUCCAAGCACCUGCUGGGGAAAAUAGAGCCAGUAACAGCUCACACAGCCCUAGUGAGCUGGACAAGAUAGACACCUAUAAGCUUUUGAAACAAGACAUGACACUGGACUUGAAGACCAAGUUUGGCUCCACUGCUGAUGCCCUGGUCUCCGAUGAUGAGACCACCAGGCUGGUCACGGCUCUGGAGGAUGAUUUUGAUGAGGACCUGGAGGCUGAGUACUAUGAGAUGGAAGGAAUAGAGGAAGAGGAGUCUCAGGACGUGCCACUACUCACCUUCAUGGCCGGAGAAGCCGGGUCAAGCCCAGGGGCCCCAGAAGUGCAGGGGGACCCUGCGGGCCUGGAGCAGAAUUUCAGUGGGGAGGCCGGGGAGCAGGGGCUGCAGGCUUCAGGUGUCAGUGCUGUUGGGGACCCAGACAAUGAUGGUGCUGCAGAGCCGGGUGCAGUGGGACUGGGGGUCGAGCUUUCUGACACAGAUGACACUGGUGUUACCACUGUCACUGUUGUCACCACAGCUGCAGAGAGCAAAAGUCCGGAGCCACCACUGUCCUCUGCCUUGAAGCUUACAGGCUCUGUCAGAGCACCAGGAGCUCUUGGCACUGGGGGAAACUCUCAAGCAAGUAAAGUCAAAGCAUCCAAAGUAGGCAUAGAAGCUCCCGUCUCCUCAGUGCCAACAGAGGAGUCUGGGGCCUCCCUGCCAGGUGCUGGGCAGGGGCAAGACACCAUCCCCACAGUUGCUGCCAGUGAGGACCCCCUGGGAGCUAUUCACAUCUCAAAGGAGCCUUUGGGAGAGCCCAGCCUGGCGGAGGGUUCAGGGAGGGAACAGGAGGCCAAGGACAGACCCAUCCACAUCAGGGAGGACAAAGGGCUAAAGUGGGAACCCAAGGCAGCUGGCACAGGGGAGAAUUGGCAACUCGACACAUCCCAAACCAGAGUGCAGGAGAACGGAGGCCUGGGGAGUGACCCCAAACCCCCACACACACUCCCCAUUGGGCUCCAGAGGGCAACAUCAGAGGAGAACCCACAGCUGUCAGGCGGACUGCAGGAAGGGGCUCCCUCUCAGGUGACAAACACCUCAGGGCAGCACCAAGAGGCCACUGAGAAGGAGCAAACUAAUGAGGGGAAGGUGACAAUCUCGGAGGAGAAGGAUGCUGAAGAGGAGGAGGUAGAGGAGGACUUCCUGAAGGAAGGGGCAUCUCUGGGCUCCCCAGAUAUCUACCACCAAGAGCAGGCCAUGGCUCCCCAUCCAGGAGAAGCAGAGGCCGAAGCUGAUGUUUACAUGCCCGAGGAGCAGCUGGAAGAUGAGAAUGCGCUCAGUGCUCGGCAGACUGGAGCCACGGGUGCACAGAUACAUCAAGACACACCACUGGGCCUGGAGCAGCAGGACCCCAAGGGAGCUGCUUCUGGGCCUCUUGGGAAUGUUCCUGAAUCUAUGGAGCACAGUGAAGAAACUCGGUCACCCUCAAAAAUGGGGAACACAGGAGGAGAUGCUGCAGAUGGAGAUCCUCUUGACCAGAUGGCAGCCAAGGAGACCAGCAUCUCUGUGGACCACAGAGCCCAGGCACCAUCCAUGGUCCCAGAUGUCUUCGCUGUGAACACCCCAGAGACCCCAGAGGCAGCUGUUGCACCCCAGGAAGACAGUCCUGAGCCAGGGCCUCCCCAGCAGCUCAGGGAGGGAGAUAGCCAAGAGCAGGAUGCUGGGAUCUCCAGGGAGCUCAUGGACAAGGAGCAUGAGACCAGCCUAGCCCUAGGGCCCCCACAGCACCUACGCAUCAUGAGCAGCUUCUUCAAAGACCUGCAAUCUUGGCAGCGAUUCCAGAAGUACCUGGAUGUGUCCGAGUUGGAGGCACUGCUGCAGGCUCUGGGCCAAGAGCUGAAGGCGGCUCAGCAAGAGAGUCUUCCGUACAACGUGGACAAAGUUCUGGACAAGGUUUUUCGCGCUGCUGAGUCCCAUAUCCUGAGUGUGGCCGAGCACAUGCUGGACACCCGGGUGUCAGCCCGUGGGAACCUGGGCACCAGCAAUGACUUGGAGGAGUCAGCUGUGCUUGAAGAUGUCCAGGAUCUCCUAUACUUCGUCAGGUACCAGCACUUUACAAUAGAGCAGCCACCACUCCUGGCCACAGCCACAGCACCACCUGACCAGACCUGGGAGGCACCAGUGGAAGAUCUGCCACCGCCCCUUGAAGAGGACUUUUUGCAAGAAAAGGUGGAAAAUCUGCUGGACUUGGAGCCAAGCCCUGGAGAGGGGGCCUCUGUGGAACCACCUGGGAUGAAUGUCAUUGAUGCUCCAGAAGAGCCGCUAUCGGAGGAAUCUGCCGAGGCAGGGAUCCUGGCCCCUGAAAGUGCACCGAUCGAGGCACUGGACACUGACAGACAGCUGGACAUACAUGUUGAGGAGUCAUCAAGUUUUACGCUACUGGGUGGGGCAGCUCAUCUGAUCUAUUCCUUCUUGGCCUUUUUUACUGGGAUGCUGGUCGCGACUUUACCCGAAGAUGCGCAACCCGGUGCUGAUUUUAAUGGGUUACCGUGGCAACCUGUGCUGGCCACUGCCUUUUUGGGUAUCGUGUCUUUUAUUGUCUUUUGGAGGACGGUUCUGGAGGUAAAGAGUAAAAAGUACCAAGUUACAGAAGAGCAAAUUUCUGAGAAAGUGAAGAAUCUCAAAAAAGAAAAUGCAGAACUUGCUCAGGAAUUGUCAAAUUAUGAACAGAAGAUCAAGGAAUCAAAGAAACUUGCUCAAGAGACCAAGAAACAUAACGUCAUUCUUUCUGAUAAAACUGUAAAAUAUGAGGAUAAAAUCAGGAAACUUGAAGAAAGUAAUGAAACUCUGAAUAGCACGAUUCAAAGUCUUCAAGAAAAGCUAGAGUCUGAACGAAUUCAAAAUGUCAAGAAUCAAGACUUGAUACUGGAAAACAAAAAAUCCUUAAAGAAGUUGAAAGAUGUUAUUUCAAUGAAUGCCUCCGAAUUGUCAGAGGUUCAAAUUGCUCUUAACGAGGCUAAACUUAGGGAAGAAAAGGUGAAAUCUGAAUGUCACCGGGUUCAAGAAGAAAAUGCUAAAUUGAAGAAGAAGGAGGAACAGUUGCAGCAGGAGAUCAAAGAAUGGAGCAAAUCACAUUCCGAGCUGAGUGAGCAAAUCAAAUCAUUUGCACAGUCUCAGAAAGAUUUGGAGGUGACUUUCAGUCACCAGGACGAUAACAUUCAUGCUUUGACUAACUGUAUUACACAGUUGAACCGACUGGAUUGUAAAUCUCCAACUCCAGAGAAAGGAAGAAAUGAGUCUGAGGAGUUAUCGAAUGGAGAGGUGGGAGGGGACUCUCUUGAGAAGGUGAAGACUCAGAUAAAGCAGAUGAUGGACGUUUCUCGGACCCAAACUGCUGUCUCCGUGGUCGAAGAGGACCUGAAACUCUUACAGUUAAAACUCAGAGCUGCCAUGUCCACCAAGUCUGACCUGGAAGGCCAAAUAAAGGAACUGGAAGGGGAUCGCAGCUCUCUGCUGUCAACUAAGUCUGGACUGGAAGAUGAAUGCAAGAUGUUGAGACAGAAGGUGGAGGUUCUGAAUGAGCUCUACCAGCAGAAGGAGAUGAUGCUGCAGAAGAAGCUGAGCCAAGAAGAGUUCGAACGGCAGGAACGAGAACAGCGACUUUCAGCUGCCGACGAAAAGGCAUUCUCGGCUGCAGAGGAAGUAAAGAUGUAUAAGCAGAGAAUUGAAGAGAUGGAGGAGGAGUUAACGAAGACUGAGCGCUCAUUCAAGAACCAGAUCGCGACUCAUGAGAAGAAAGCCCAUGAUAAUUGGCUCAAGGCUCGGGCUGCAGAAAGAGCUAUAGCCGAAGAGAAGAGAGAAGCUGCUAACUUGAGAUUAAAACUAUUGGAAUUGUCCCAGAAGAUGACAAUGCUGCAAGAGGAGCCUGUGAUUGUGAAGCCGAUGCCAGGGAGACCCGGCUCACAGAAUCCUCCACGGAGAGGUCCCCUGAGCCAGAAUGGCUCCUUCGGCCCCUCUCCUGUGAGCACCGGGGACUGCUCGCCGCCUCCCCCAACGACUGACCCGCCCACCAGGCCGCUCUUGGCCACUGCACUGGGACGCAGGGAGGUGCCCCAUAGUGAAUUUGAUGCAGCUGGACCUGGACCCAAUGCAGCCCCAAUGAUGAACAGCAGCUCCAGGGGCUCAUCCCCUAGCAGGUCGCUGGAAGAUGCCAAGGUCAAUAUGGCCAUAAAAGGGCCCCCACCGUUCCCGGGGAUGCCUAUCCUGGGAGGGCCUAUGGCAGGCCCCCCACCACCACCUAUGCGGUACGGACCUCCACCUCAGCUCGGCAGACCUUUCGGACCUCGGCCCAUGCCUCCUAUUCCGCCACCUUUUGGUCCUCCUCUUCGCCCACCACCACUGGGCAUUCGAGAUUACCCCCCAGGAGUCCCUCCUGGAAUGCGGGAUCCACCCUACGACCCUCGGGAAUUCAUGCCUGGACACGCACCGUUUAGACCUUUAGGGCCACUGGGCCCACGAGAGUACUUUAUUCCUGGUCCCCGAUUACUGCCUCCGCCCCAUGGGCCCCUGGAUUAUCCACCUCCGCCCCAUGGGCCCCAGGAUUAUCCACCUCCGCCCCAUGGGUCCCAGGAUCAUCCACCUCUGCCCCCUGGGCCCCAAGAUCCUCCAGCCUCGUCUGCUGCUAGAGACUUGCCACCUUCUGGUUCUCGAGAAGAGCCUCCCUGUGUGGCUCAGGGCGGCAGCCCAACCUCUGCACAGGCCCGGAGACGGAGUCCGUAAACGUAAACCAUGACAAUAACCUCGACCUGGCACAUCUACCACAAAGGAUUUUGUUGGCUUUAAAAUCUAUCUAUAGGGUUGGGGUCUAAGAUACAGUGGGGACUUACAUACAACCUGGGUUCAAUCUGGAUCCCAUAUAGCUCCCGAGCCCGCCAGGCAUGGCCCCAACCCCACCCCACCCCCCAAAAAAAUCUAAAGGGGUGAUUUAAAAAGGUUGGUUUUUAAAAAUAUGCUGCUCUAGCAGUGUGCAUUUUUGAGCCAAACAUUGAAAAAAAUUUUCCUGUUAAUAAAAUUAUCUUGUAAGCCGGAGCCUCCUUACAAGUUUGAAAUGUGCAAUAAAGAAUACCUGUGUUUUAGUGGAUGUAGCAUAUAUAACUGCUAAGUGAUUUAUGAGUGUCAUGAAAAUAUGAACAUUUCCUGUGGAAAUGCUAUAAGGACAUGUAUUUCCAUUCUAUUUUUUAGUGUACAACAGUUGAAUACAGAGUAAUGGUGUUUAUAAGCUUGAUUUUUUAAAAAAAUACUUGGUCACAAAGACUGUUACACUUAAAAUGUUUACUAAAGACCACUAAAGAUUAUAUUCCUCUCCCUAACAUUCUUUGUAGUAAUAGUUCAUAAACACUUUUGGUUACUACUGUU
This is a messenger RNA of Suncus etruscus (white-toothed pygmy shrew), 6131 nucleotides long. It is a transcript of the gene MIA3, whose product is annotated as MIA SH3 domain ER export factor 3. NCBI's taxonomy places the organism in Eukaryota, Metazoa, Chordata, Mammalia, Eulipotyphla, Soricidae. Gene Ontology annotation, biological process: vesicle cargo loading; endoplasmic reticulum to Golgi vesicle-mediated transport; protein secretion. Gene Ontology annotation, cellular component: endoplasmic reticulum membrane; endoplasmic reticulum exit site. The transcript is spliced from 27 exons. The record is from RefSeq and is a predicted model, not a curated record. Bases 30 to 5495 code for a protein of 1821 amino acids. Gene Ontology annotation, molecular function: protein binding.